AUGGUUUUCUCUCAGACUCUCCGCCGCGCCGCCGCCCAGAGCGCCGGUGCCUACCGCUCCCCUUUCGCUCCCAAGUACCACACUCCCCUUCACUUCCACGGCCUCACCACCGGCCUGGCUACUAAGUACGCUACCAUCGCUGGCACCUUCGGUGUUGCCGCCGGUACCUUCGCUCUCUUCUUCUUCGGCGAGAUCCCCCGUGUUCGCCGCGACAUCCUCCAGAAGGUUCCUUUCCUCGAUGAGUACUUCGACCGCACGAUCGCUCCCGAGGACAACCCCUUCUAA
This is a messenger RNA of Aspergillus tubingensis, 285 nucleotides long. RefSeq names its product cytochrome b-c1 complex subunit 10. The coding region runs from base 1 to 285 and encodes 94 amino acids. The transcript is spliced from 5 exons. Gene Ontology annotation, biological process: mitochondrial electron transport, ubiquinol to cytochrome c. Lineage: Eukaryota; Fungi; Ascomycota; Eurotiomycetes; Eurotiales; Aspergillaceae. The record is from RefSeq and is a predicted model, not a curated record.